AAUAAUAAUGCUAUUAUUUGGAAAUGCUAAGGCCCAAGGUUUUCCAGGAAGCGGAACUGGAUUUUUUUCUCCAAAACAAAUAUGGCUGCCUCCUACCGGUGUUUGUGAGUUUAGUAACUGGGCCAACCGUAUGAUCAGGGAGAGCUCGAGCAGUUCAGUUUCUUAUAUCAUUGAUGAUGUGUAUACUUUUAUUGCUUCGCACCUUGGCGGUAGUAUUUGCUCUAAGUGUCUUCUUUAGAGGAUUUUUUCCUCUCAAACAGGUCCCGCGAGACAUUUCUCGACAGAAAAUUUCUGUGUCUUUGCCAUUGCCACCAGAAUCAGUCACGAAAACUACGUUGCUAAAUGACGACUCUGGACCUGGUAAUCAUGAUGCAACUUCAACUGUUAGUCAAAAAUCCCUUCAAAAUGGAAUUGUCCGACAGAGGGAGAUCCAUAUCAAGGAAAAUGGAAAGCCACAUUUAGCCUCAAGAUAUCCUGAACACCUCAACACAGAUUCUUCAGUCUCUUUUCAACGACUCAUCUUUCUUGUAAUUGAUGCUUUCCGUUCUGACUUUUUCUUUGGACCUUAUCAGUACAUGCCCAAAGUGAACAGAAUUUUUGAAUUGGGACAUGGAAUUAAAUUUGUGGCUGAGUCGCAUCCACCUACAGUCACUAUGCCAAGGAUCAAGGCCAUUACUACAGGGAAUAUCCCAAGUUUCAUCGAUGUUGUACUGAACUUUGGUUCUGUGGCACUGGAAGAGGAUAACAUUGUCAGCCAGCUGAAAGCCGCCGGAAAGAAUAUCGUCUUCUUUGGCGAUGAUACAUGGCUGAAAUUGUUUCCCGAUCAUUUCUUAAGAAGUGAUGGCACGACGUCUUUCUUCGUCACAGACUACACUGAGGUUGACCGAAAUGUUACUCGACACCUUCCAUCAGAGCUAAUCAAAAAUGAUUGGGACGUUAUGAUUCUGCAUUACUUGGGCCUCGACCACAUUGGCCACACUGCUGGGCCAAGCAGUAACCUAGUCCGUCCCAAAUUGGGUGAGAUGGAUGAUGUUAUAGAGCAGAUCUACAAAUCUAUGGAAAAGUGGGCUGAGCCAAGUCUCCUGGUUGUCUGUGGUGACCACGGCAUGACUGACCAGGGAGGUCACGGGGGUGCCACUCCACAGGAAGUCUUCGUUCCUGUGCUCUUUCUCAGUCCGAGCAUCAAAAGUCCAGUUGGUUCCAAACCUCCUGGGUUGAUCUCGCAAGCUGACCUGUGCCCGACUCUGUCAGUUCUGAUGGAUGUGCCAGUGCCACUGAACAGCCUGGGCAAAAUUGUUACUGAUGCCCUUGUCGGCUUUUCUCUGCAGCAGAAGCUGUCAAUUGUUCAUCAAAACGCACAGCAGGCCAUGAAAAUUUUGGAAAAUUAUGUGGCAAAUCGUGAAAAAGAGUCAUCGUACAUGAUGUACCAAAGAGCCAGUGAGGAGAUGGCAUCAUGGUUUCUCCAUCAGAACUCCUCACCUCAUGCACAGUGGGAGGAGCAAGGCUUGCGUUUGCUAGAUGUUUACGCUCAGAGCCUGAGUCUCAUGGCUGAGCGCGUGGACAAGCUUUCCACGCAGUACGAUGUCUAUGCUAUGGCUGCUGCAAUGGUGCUACUCUGGAUGUUGUUUGCGUCCCUGAUCUUGAGCCAUAUCAAUGUGAAGGUCACAGAAUCUGGAUUACGAUCAUGGUCAUCCUGCUUUACUGUGGCAUUUCCUGUCUGUGGCUCUGUGACUUUGUCCCACAUCACAAUGUGCACAGGUGGUGUCCCAAGUCCUUUGAUAUGUCAAGCAACUGGCCUGAGUGUAGCCAUUCAGUUGUCUAUGCUGGCUGUGUUUCUCAGCCUCUCAGUUCACUUCAUCACUCAUAAGACUAAGCUGUGGGGAAUUUUGAGGCAUAUCCAGAUCUGGCUAUGGCAGUCCAGUGUUGUGGAGAAAUUUCUAAUAGUAGGCAGCUUAGGCCACGCCUUGAGUUUGAUGUCGAGCAGUUUUGUGGAAGAGGAGCAUCAGACCCUGUACUUCCUUACCACCACCGUGCAUGUUUUGCUACUGCUUCAGCUGCCUUACCAGCUGUGGAACAGGGUCAGGGUCACCAAAGAGGAGCCUAUGAGCAAAGGGGGUAACACAUCUGUGCCUGAUGAUUCAAAGAGAUAUAUAAACCUUCAGCCUGAUGAGGGAUGUUAUGGCUCUGACCAAGAACAGCGGGAUGGCGAAUGUGACGGAGAGGAUACUCGGUUGUACCAGGAGCUGAAUAGAGCUGAGAUAGAGCAGCGGGAAAAUUGUGUGAGAGACGGUUCUGGAAAUCUUCAGGAAAAGGAUAGCAAGAAGACAGAUAAUGCCUCGUCCGUUACUUCAGGCGGCUCCAGAGCGGCCCUUUCCUUCAAGUCGGCUGUCCAUUUAAGCUUUAGCUUGGUCUGCGUCCUGGUUUUUCUGCGAGUGAUGAGACGCUGGAAUCAAACAGGCAACAAGUGGCAGCACCUCCCAGAUUUUAGUGACUGGCUUGUCAUGUCAGAACACAAGCCUUACCUAUCGUUGAUGGUGGCUUUCUCCAUGAUGGUCAUCUCCUGUAGCAGACAGCCAGGACUGGCCAAGGUACAAGUGUUGUUCAUGAACCUGUCACUGGCCGGAGCUUUCUUCUCCAGGGUUGCUUCAGGAUCGUUGUUCUUCCCUUCUCGGAAAUUCCUGAGUGACAAGGGUGUUCUGGAGGCAAGGAUUUCUCUCUGUUGCUCAGCCAUGGUGUUUCUGCUUUCUAUUUUACCCGAGAAUUUCACACGUCUGGAGGUUGACUGCCCUAAAGAACAAGAGUCUCAAAAUCUGUCUGUGAGUCAGCGCAAACGAUCUGCCCGACUAAACUUUUACGAGUCGUCAUUGUCAAGAAGUGAAUCUCCCAGCUCAGAAUAUGCGAAGUGCCAAAGUACUGCCAAAAAUGUGUCUUGUGAAGAAAAUUCAAACUCAAAAAAACUGUUUCGUCAAACCUCUGUAUCUCAGGAGAAUGGAAAGGCGAGAGAGGGCGAGGGGAAACAAAGCCACAGAGUUGAUCAACAGCUGUCAGGCAUUGUCUCUAGCUGGUUGUGUGCCAUGUGUAUGUUACUGCGCCCCCACAACAUCCCGCUGGUGGCAAUGUCAGGACUGAUAGAGCAGAUGGUGGUUCCCGCACUGACACAGUUACAUGUACGACCAACGUAUGCUCUCAUUUACUGUCUUUGGAUGGGACGUGCUCUCUUCUUUUUCCAGGCUUCGAUCAUUAGGGAAUACUUUAUUGUGGUCCCAAGUGUUGCUGCUGACCCUGUACACAGGCCUGGUCUCAGCCCAGCGUUACCACCUGUUUGUGUGGACCGUGUUCUCUCCCAAGAUGCUCUACCUGGGCAUGGACACGGUUGUCGUCUCUGUGUUUGCGGUGCUGCUGUAUCUUGCGUCAUCUUUCUGGUGACUAUUGAGGUUUUGUUAAGCUUAAAUGUGUUGUAACACCUCAGGGUGCAACCAAGAGGAGACUACCUUUCAAAAGUUAAAAUGCCAACACUUCGUUACCUUAGAAUUACAAAGUUCUUUCUACUCAGUAUCUAAUUUUGUGUAUAACAUAUCAAGCUUUUUCGAAAGCAGUUCUUUGAACAUCUUGAUAACAACUCAGAACAAUUUUAUGAUUUUGUUAGAGCAGAUGGAACAUUUGGUUCCUGAUCUCAUCGUCUUUGUUACUCAAAAUAGCCAAAAAUUUCAGAUAAAACUUUGUUAUUCUAAGGUAGCAACUUGUUGACUGUUGUGUAUCCCCACCAGCAGAAGACUUUCAUGGCAAUACAAGCAUUCCCUGGAAGGCCAAUUUUAUUCCGGUUUAUGGUCUCAGUAAGGACAUCAAUUGUUGCUGUCUUUUAAGUAUAUAUACCAUUAUGAUACAGGGUCCUUGGCUACCGAUUGCCGCAGCUGGAUGGAAUGAGGAGAAAAGGUAUAUUUUUCAAAGAACGUAACUUUUUGCUUGAAUGAUGCUGGGAUUGAACCUACUGUCUUCUGAUAGUGAGUCUGACCAUUUUUCUGCCCUUUGGAAAUGUCCCAAUAUAUUAGAUUUAAAAUAUUUCAUGUAUCAUGUAGGGGGCUAAAUCUUUUUUUCUACAAAAUUUUAGAUUUGAAGCAAUGGCAAUUUCAAAUGACAAGGAUUAUUAGAUAAGUGGUCACUGGGAUGUGUUCUUGAGCAACAAAACUCUAGAUCUAUCCCUGUGUCAAUGACUGGACACUGCACAGUUUGUUGAUUUGCUGUAUCCUUUGUGUGUGUAACCUGAAUUGAUUUCCUUUGUUCAUGUAGAUGGCUUUUUAAGACAAUGUAAGGGAUAGCUAGAUAAAUCCAGUACUUUGCAGUUUUUAUCUUCUAAAAUUUUUGUCUAUGUCUUUUGGCCUCUUAGAUUGACAGCUAUUUUAGAUGUGAUUACAUUCCAUUGGUUUUGUGCUGUGUUUGUUUUUAAAUGCAGAAUUCAGGGUUUUAACUUGAUUGAAUCAAUGUUAUGAAAAUGAAAUAAUGCAGUCACUUUAUUUUUUAUGUGCGAUAGCUAUUU
Aplysia californica (California sea hare) is the source of this 4534-nucleotide messenger RNA. RefSeq names its product GPI ethanolamine phosphate transferase 2. The record is from RefSeq and is a predicted model, not a curated record. Lineage: Eukaryota; Metazoa; Mollusca; Gastropoda; Aplysiida; Aplysiidae. Gene Ontology annotation, cellular component: endoplasmic reticulum membrane. Gene Ontology annotation, biological process: GPI anchor biosynthetic process.